AUGUCUCAGGAGAAUGACACAUGGAAGAAAGAGGUCCUGUGGGAUGAGUUCGCUGCCAUAAGGCUGCAGAAGCUGGAACAACAGCGGCGGUUAUUUGAGAAGAAGCAGCGACGGAAGCGCCAAGAGUUCCUCAUGGUUCAGGCCAAUCCUGACGCUUCCUUUCGGUCUCGCCGACCGCGAGUGCGGUCGGAGCGUCUCGCAGGUGACAGCGCCCUCGGGAACCCUUUCCUCCGGGAGAAAGUGCCAGAGGCACAUCUGCACUCUGGUACCCACGAUGCUCUGGGCAUUGUGAGCUGUGGUGGAGAUGGAAGCGACGAGCGCAGCCCCUUGGUAUCGCCCAGUGAAGCGGACGGUUUCUAUCCGGAGUUGGAGGAGGUCUUCGUGGAGGACGUUCCUGCCUCUCCCCCUCCUUUUAAAGAGCUUCCAGGGAUAAGACGCAGAGGUUGGCCACCCCGACAAGGAUUUGGGUCCAGUGCAGAGGACAAGAACAAAUCCCAGAAUGUUGGAGAUGAAUACGAGUUGUCUAGUGUGGAACCAAACCCUGGAAAGGAUAGUGAUUUGAGAAGAGGAGCCUUGGCCUCCAACAGGGGAGAAGACCUGGAAGAAAAUAAAGAAGAAUCGGAGUCUGCAGUGAGGAACUUCCCAGGGGUGGCCUCCGAGGUGUCCGAAGCCCUGGAAAGCGAGGACAGCGCGGGCUUCAGCGAUGUGGGGAGCUCGUCCCUGUCGUCUCUCCCCGCCCCAGGCCCUCAGCUGGGCGAGGACAUGGAAGCCUAUGUCCUGCGGCCAGCGGUGCGCGGCUGCACGGUGCAGUGUUGCAUCAGUCGCGACAAGCGCGGUGUAGACAAGAGCAUGUUCCCUUUCUACUACCUCUACCUGGAAGCGAUCGAUGGCCACGGCCGGAAGCACUUCCUUCUCGCUGGCCGCAAGAGAAAAAGGAGCACAACCUCUAAUUACCUCAUCUCCCUCGACCCCACUGACCUGUCUCGAGAUGGGGACAACUUUGUGGGCAAAGUCAGAUCUAAUGUCUUGGGCACCAAGUUCACCAUCUUCGACAAUGGGGUGAACCCUGAAAAAAAGUAUUUAAUCCCGGAGACUGCUCGGAUCAGGGAGGAGCUCGGCGUCGUGUAUUAUGAGACCAAUGUCUUGGGAUUCCGAGGGCCCCGGAAAAUGACUGUGAUCAUUCCAGGAAUUGAUGCCCAGAACCGGAGAAUCAGCAUCCAGCCACAAAAUGAACAGGAAUCAGUUAUGAGUAGCCUCCGACAGGGGACCAACCAGGGGCUGGUCCUUCUGAAAAACAAGGCUCCAUCCUGGAGCAGUGAGACGGGCGCCUAUGUGCUCAAUUUUCACGGUCGAGUCACUCAGGCCUCGGUCAAGAACUUCCAGAUCGUGCACCCGGAAGACCCGGACCACUUCGUGCUUCAGUUCGGCCGCGUGGCCGCAGACUUGUUCACCAUGGACUUCUGCUUCCCGCUUUGCCCACUCCAGGCCUUUGCCAUCUGCUUGUCCAGUUUCGAUGGGAAACUGGCGUGUGAGUAA
Molecule: messenger RNA, 1536 nt
Organism: Molossus molossus (Pallas's mastiff bat)
Lineage: Eukaryota; Metazoa; Chordata; Mammalia; Chiroptera; Molossidae
Gene: TULP2
Product: TUB like protein 2
Exons: 12
Coding region: 1-1536 (511 amino acids)
Biological process (GO): protein localization to cilium
Cellular component (GO): cilium
Source: RefSeq, a predicted model, not a curated record